Aspergillus terreus NIH2624 is the source of this 1863-nucleotide messenger RNA. RefSeq names its product ABC1 kinase family protein. Gene Ontology annotation, cellular component: mitochondrial inner membrane. Gene Ontology annotation, biological process: mitochondrion organization; lipid homeostasis. Lineage: Eukaryota; Fungi; Ascomycota; Eurotiomycetes; Eurotiales; Aspergillaceae. The transcript has 4 exons. The record is from RefSeq and is a predicted model, not a curated record. Bases 1 to 1863 code for a protein of 620 amino acids.
AUGAGGGCGGCCCUCCGCGCUCCACUGCGGGCAUUUGACUUAGAUCCCGCAAGGGCCCUACGAUACGCUUCACACUUAGGAUCUAGGAGUUGUCUCUCCGAGAAGGCUACAACCUCUUCAUAUUUCCAUCAAUCAGCAUUUUCAACUCAGACCGCCCCCGGAACAUGGUGUCAACGGCUCCAGAACCAUCCCGCUCGGGUUGCGCCACGCGCUCCCUUUUCCACGAGGACAACUGCCUUAUUGGGACCAGAGAACCCACGCGAUGCGAAUAAGAAGUCUGGACCCGGUCAAUCGCGUGGGAAGGCCGUCAGAUAUGUGGUGAUUGGCGGUACGCUACUGGUUGUGGCUGUCGUGUUCUCGGACGAUGUACAGCAUCUCUACCGUGCCGCGGCGAGAACAGGGCGAGUGGUCGGCGCAUUGGCCGUAUGCAUCAAUGAUUACCGAGUCACCCUCAAACAGGAAACCUCGUCCCCCGAAGAGCGAAGCGAAUUGCUGAAAGCAUGCCACAAGCGGUGCGCGGAACGGACCCUGCGAGUGCUCGAGAAGAACGGCUCGAUAUUCAUCAAACUGGGACAACAUCUGAGUAGCAUGGGCUAUCUGCUUCCGUUGGAGUGGACGACCACAUUCGUCCCACUGCAGGACAAAUGCCCCGUUUCCUCGAUUGAGUCGAUCGAGGACAUGUUCGUCGCAGACACAGGCCGUCGCGUCGACGAGCUAUUCUCGUCGUUCGAGUCGACACCGAUCGGCGCCGCAUCCCUCGCUCAAGUUCAUAUCGGCACGCUCAAGGAAACCGGUCAGAAGGUCGCGGUGAAGGUGCAGCAUCCUGCCCUGGCAGAAUGGGUCCCCCUCGAUCUUGCCCUCACCCGUUUUACCUUCUCCAUGCUGAAGCGGUUCUUCCCCGAAUACGAUCUGGAAUGGCUCUCGAAGGAAAUGGACCUGUCGCUGCCCCAGGAGCUGGACUUUCGCAUGGAGGCAGACAACGCGAAGCGCGCCAGCGAGCACUUCAAGAAACACUCCAGCGCUCCCCUGGUCAUCCCGGAAGUGAUGUGGGCGCAGAAGCGCAUCCUGGUCAUGGAAUUCUUGUCCGGCAGCCGACCCGAUGAUCUCGCGUACCUCGACUCGCACCACAUCGACCGCGACGAAGUUUCGGCCGCGCUGGCGCACAUCUUCAACGAGAUGAUCUUCGGCGACAACGCGCCGCUGCAUUGCGACCCGCACGGCGGCAACAUCGCCAUCCGACCCAACCCCCACCGCAAGGGCUACAACUUCGACAUCAUCCUCUACGACCACGGGCUCUACCGCGACAUCGACCGCGACCUGCGCCGCAACUACGCCAAGCUGUGGCUCGCCGUCAUCGAGUCUGACGAGCCGCACAUGCGCGAGUACGCCCGCAAGGUCGCCGGCAUCACCGACGACCAGUUCCCGCUCUUCGCCAGCGCGAUCACCGGCCGCGACUUCACAAAGGUCACCCGCAAGGACAUCACCUCGCGGCGCACCUCGUCCGAGCGUGAGAGCAUGUCCGGCGCGCUGAGCGAGGGCAUGCUCCAGCAGCUGGUCGAGCUGCUCGGCCAGGUGCCGCGGAUCAUCCUGCUAAUCCUCAAGACCAACGACCUGACCCGCAGUCUGGACGAGAAUCUACAUACACGCCAGGGUCCGGUGCGCACGUUCCUGAUCCUAGCCCGGUACGCCACCCGCACCGUCUUCGAGGAGCAGAUGGAAUCGAUCCAGGAGACGGGCGGUGCGUUGCGGCCGUUCAAUUUCCUGCGCUUCCUCCGCGCCUGGGCCGGCUUCCUCCGCGUCGAGCUGAAGCUCUCUGUAUAUGAAACGUUGUUGUCGUUGAAGAGUCGGUUCGGACUGCUCUAG